Messenger RNA from Danio rerio (zebrafish), 1443 nucleotides. RefSeq names its product bromodomain containing 2b (gene brd2b). Lineage: Eukaryota; Metazoa; Chordata; Actinopteri; Cypriniformes; Danionidae. Gene Ontology annotation, cellular component: chromosome. The record is from RefSeq and is marked provisional.
GACGGCGCAGGGUGAGCUCGAGCAUAAGGUGCAGAAUAGCAAUAAAACGGGGGCGAAAACGCAGGAUUUCGCACCGCAAAGCGCGCGCGAUACAUCCGGAUGGAGGCGGCCAUCAACCAGUCUUUUGACAGCUCUGUGGGAGUGGGUCUGUCUGUCAUGGCCAUGAUGGAGCAGAAUUCAGGCAAGCGUAUCCGCAAGCCCUCGCUGCUCUAUGAGGGCUUCGAGAGUCCAUCUCUGCCUCACGCACCUCCACCCGGACCUCCUCCACCCCUGCAGCCCCCCGUCAGAGACCCCAGCCGACAAGGACGAGCCACCAACCAGCUGCAGUUCCUUCACAAGGUCCUGGUGAAAGCUCUGUGGCGCCAUCAUUUCGCCUGGCCCUUCCAUGAGCCUGUGGACGCGACUCGACUCAACUUACCCGACUAUCAUAAGAUCAUUAAGCAGCCGAUGGACAUGGGCACAAUCAAGAAGAGACUGGAAAAUAACUACUACCGCGGUGCCAGCGAAUGCUUGCAGGACUUUAACACCAUGUUCACCAACUGCUACAUCUACAACAAGCCUGCAGAUGACAUUGUGUUGAUGGCACAGUCUCUGGAAAAGGUGUUCUUACAGAAGGUCGCCCAAAUGCCUCAGGACGAGAUCGAGUUGCCCUCUCCUACGCCGAGAGGAAGAGGAAAUAAAAGCGUCAAAGCACGGAAAAGCAGAGGAGGCAGUGUAACAUCGGCUCACCAGGUUCCAGCCGUGUCUCAGUCAGCCUACUCUCCUUCCUCACCUGAAACACCAGAUUCGCAGUUCUCCACCCCUCCACAGACCCUGCUGAGCAGCAGCGGCCCUCCUCCAUCUCUGAUCACCCCACCACACACUCAACCCACAGCAAAGGUAUACGCGCAUGCACUCACGCGCACACACUUUUUAUUAAGUGAUGUCUAACAGAGCAAGGACAUUUUCACAGUAUUUCCUAUGAUUUUUUUCUUCUGGAGAAAGUCUUAUUUGUUUUAUUUUGGCUAGAAUAAAAGAAGUUUUCCCUUUUUUUAACUAUUUAAAGGACUAUAUUGUUAGCCCAUCUACAAAGCAGACCACUGUUCACUGUUCAGUUCAUCAAGAUCUACCUGAGCUCAAACUCCCCUCUCGCCCUGCAAACUAAAGGCUCAAGGCUCGAAGAUCUUAUGAGCUCGGGGCUCUCUCCCGGGACAGCAUGCCAAACACACUUUAUCAUUAAUCAUCAGCUCAGUGUGAACUAUUGAAACUAAAUUGGCAGUAGUGUAUGGGUGUUUCCCGUUACUGGUUUGCAGCUGGAAGGGCAUCCGCUGUGUAAGACACAUGGUGGAUAAGUUGGUGGUUCAUUCCGCUGUGGCGACCCCUGAUAAAUAAGGGACUAAGCCAAACAAAAAUGAAUAAAUGGAUGAAUGAAUAUAUACGUGUGUAUAAAUAAAUAUGUGUGUU